This is a messenger RNA of Chlamydomonas reinhardtii, 1954 nucleotides long. RefSeq lists its product as uncharacterized. The record is from RefSeq and is a predicted model, not a curated record. Gene Ontology annotation, cellular component: plasma membrane. Bases 187 to 1077 code for a protein of 296 amino acids. Lineage: Eukaryota; Viridiplantae; Chlorophyta; Chlorophyceae; Chlamydomonadales; Chlamydomonadaceae. The transcript is spliced from 6 exons. Gene Ontology annotation, biological process: plasma membrane phospholipid scrambling. Gene Ontology annotation, molecular function: phospholipid scramblase activity.
CGUCAUCGCUGAGGCGUCCGGUGCUGGUCCCGUGGCUGAGAGCUAUGAGCAGCAGGCGCCUGCCAUUCAGAUGAUGCCCGGCAACCUGGAGGCGCUGGUGAGUUGCAAAUGCCAAAGUGGUCGCGUCUGCGCUGCGCUCGACGCGCUCUAAUUACGCCUUAAAGACUCAGAAGCUGCGGGUUGCAAAUGAGCACCCUUUGCAUGUGCCGCUCUGGGGGAUGGGCCCCACUUUUCCUGACACUCGUCCAUGCCAGUACGCGUCAUCGAACGCAGGACGGCGUGGUCAUCCGCGAGGUGACCCAGGUGGCGGACAUGGUCAUGGGGGCGCUGGGCGUCCCCUUUGAGAUCGCCAACAAGUACGAGGUGAAGCAGCUGCCGGCCGGCGUCAAGGCGGCCAGCGACUUCAACCAGCAGAACACGUGGCUGCCCAGCAAGGAGGAGAUCAAGGCGCUACCCGAGGUCUACUUCGUUAGCGAGGAGUCCUCUGCGUGCGACCGCCUGUGCAUGACCUGGAUUGGCUGCCUCAACCUGCGCGCGCUCAAGCUGCACUUCUACCAGAACAACGCCAAGUCACCGCUGCUGGUGGACCGGCCCUGCAAGGUUGGCGGUGGCUGCUGCUGCCCCCUGGAGCUCACCCUCACCAACAACGGCCAGAUGGUCGGCAUGGUGGUCGAGGACUUUGACAACUACUGCGGCCAGUGCUGCGCACAGACCUGCGCCUGCACCUACACGCAGAAGGUCAUGCUGGGCAACAGCCGGCAGUCGCUGGUGCACAAGUACUCGCUGGUCAACUCCUACUGCUGCUUCGGCCGCGUCAACAACUGCUGCGGCGGCACCUGCUGCAAGCCCAACUUCUUCAUUGAUGUUGUGUCGCCCGAGGGCAAGUUCAUCAACGCGGUGCAGAUGACCUACGGCGCGGGCGGCGCGGAGGACUGCUGCCGCAUGGGGGCGGCGAUGAACAACUACGUCAUGUCCUUCCCCCAGGGCUCGAACCACUGGGAGCGCCUGAUGCUUCUGACCGGUGUGCUUUCAAUGGAAUACGCCUACCACUCGCGCAAGGGUGAUGAGAACAACUAGCUUCCAUGUCGCCAGGGGCUGCUGUGCGCGCCCGUGCCGUAGCGACGUCCCCAUGCUUCAUGCACAAGUAGCCGUGCUGGCAAGGCGCCACUGCCCGCAUUGGUGACAGGACAGGGCAGGUGGUGACGCGGCCGCAUCUAUCAUGGGCUUCUUCCGAGCCUUUGUGUAGAACUUGUGUACUGAAUUCCAACCUGGAUAGUCGAGCGGGCUCUUCGUCAUUGUUGAUGGGGAAUGGCACGAAUGGCACAUUUGGUGAUGGUAAGGAGACAGGACUUGGCUGCCCAGCGGCAGCACCUGGCAUUACAUUCUUUUGUGAGCGUAUCGAGUUAUGAGUUGCAUUAAGUGCACGCAUAUGUGAGAUCCAAGAACAGGAGAGGAAUAGCAAGUUGGUUGACCGGGUUAUACCUGCUUUUCGUGUGGGGGUCAUACAGUCGAAUGCCUUUGACUCGUGGUGUGUCCUUAUUGUGGUUUGUAGCCGUGGAGCUUGGGUAAUUAGCGCACUGCCGAAGCACACACUGCACAUACAUGCGUUGCACUUUUCAGAGCUGGGGUGCACUGGCUCAGGGCUUCAGUGAUGCAUGCAGGUUUUGAGUGCAGGGGGCCACGCAGGUUGAAAGCUAGCUGCGGCCCAUUCCUUGCUUUAGUAUAUCUUGCUUCAUUUGCCUGUGCACGCAUUCAUAAGGUUUGCGCAUGUCCAGUAGGUGCAUGUGCGAAUGUUGGUAGUGAUGAUGCGUGUGGCGGGGCGCAGCGGUCCCCGCCGGGCGCAACGGAACGCCACGGCGACACACACGGGACCCGCACGGCGGGUGCCACACUGACACUCGUGAGGACCCUUCGAGUGGUCAUUCAAUCCCGCGUGUAAGAAUCCGCCUUGUGA